AUGACUCGCCGAAAACGGCUAUCCAUCGCGUCUGUUUCCGUGGCAGCUGAGGUGAAGACAACCACUGCCAGUGUACUCCUCCUUGAGGCGGAGAAGAGGCUAGCCGCAGUAACGCAUAUGGCACAACAACGUCUCCAAUCGGCACUGUUAACGAUUGACGGUCUCGCAGUGCUGGCACAAUGGACAGACGGUCGAGCGAGGUGGAUGCACGAGGCGGCGAACCUGCUGAAGGACCAACUGGCCACUAGUGAUGGGAAACUGAGCGAUAUGCGGCAAAGGUUGCAGCUUGUAGAGGCCGAAAUGUGUAAGAAGAAAUAA
Protopolystoma xenopodis is the source of this 318-nucleotide messenger RNA. NCBI's taxonomy places the organism in Eukaryota, Metazoa, Platyhelminthes, Monogenea, Polystomatidea, Polystomatidae. The record is from the annotation of a GenBank genome assembly.